Molecule: messenger RNA, 884 nt
Organism: Arabidopsis thaliana (thale cress)
Lineage: Eukaryota; Viridiplantae; Streptophyta; Magnoliopsida; Brassicales; Brassicaceae
Gene: NAC095
Product: NAC domain containing protein 95
Exons: 2
Coding region: 110-748 (212 amino acids)
Biological process (GO): regulation of DNA-templated transcription; DNA-templated transcription
Cellular component (GO): nucleus
Molecular function (GO): DNA binding
Source: RefSeq, marked reviewed
CGUAACAACUUACUAAUAUAUAGGCAGCUUGGAGCUUAUUCAUUGGACGACGAACUCUUUUUCUUCAUCUCUUUCUGUUUUCUUUUUCUCUUCUUUUGUUCUGAGAAUAAUGGGCCCAACAUACAGAGCUUUGCCAGUAGGUAUGAGGUUUCGUCCUUCAGAUUUGGAGUUGGCUGUUUACUUUUUGAUCAAGAAAGCUUUAGGACUUCCCAUGAAAGCUCUUACUGUGCCCGACGAAUGUAAUGAUAUCUUCUCAACACAUCCUCGCGACUUGCCUGGCUAUGGAAGCGAAGAGCAUUGGUACUUCUACUGCAAGAAACCCAAGAAUCAAGUUACUAGAACGAAAUCUUAUAACCUCUGGAUACCAACGGGAGAAAAAACUGAUGUGUUAGAUCCAAAGAAGAAUGGCGGCGAAUUAGUCGGUAUCAAGCAUUCGUUUACUUUCAUUGAGAACGAAGAAGAAGAAGAAUCUGAUAACAAGAACGGCGAUGAAGAAGAACCUCCACAAUGCAAUUGGUUCUUGGAUGAAAUCAGCCUCCCAUUGACAGUUGUGGAUACUGAUUGGACUCUGUGUCAUAUCUUUUACGAGAAGGUUAAACCUGAAUUUGGUAAUUUGCAUAUAGUCGAAUCUGAAUCCGAAUCCGAAGAAGAAGAAGAAGAUGAAAGUGUUGAUAAGCCUGCAGAGAGUUUGGAUAGUGUUAAAGAGAAAGAUGGAACUGUUCUUCCUCCACCUCCUGCUACACCUUAGCUUCUUCAUGAUAUAGUGUUUUACUGUUAGUGUUGGUGGAUUGUAGAUUCUCUCAAAACCUGUCAACGUCCAAAUCUUUAUUACCUCUAGUUGCAUACCUAUUGUUUUAAAGAUGCUUAUUUCACUUCAAUAUAUC